Apodemus sylvaticus (European woodmouse) is the source of this 948-nucleotide messenger RNA. Its product is annotated as olfactory receptor 13A1-like. Gene Ontology annotation, biological process: G protein-coupled receptor signaling pathway. Bases 16 to 948 code for a protein of 310 amino acids. Gene Ontology annotation, molecular function: G protein-coupled receptor activity; olfactory receptor activity. Gene Ontology annotation, cellular component: membrane. Lineage: Eukaryota; Metazoa; Chordata; Mammalia; Rodentia; Muridae. The record is from RefSeq and is a predicted model, not a curated record. The transcript has a single exon.
CUGAUACUCUCCAUUAUGACAUCAAGGCCCAACCAGACAGAAGUGACAGAGUUUGUUCUGCAAGGGUUCUCAGAGCACCCUAGUCUAAGACUGUUCUUGACAGGCUGCUUCCUGUCCCUCUAUACAAUGGCUCUAAUGGGCAACAUUUUGAUCAUUGCUUUGGUCACCUUCAGUGCUGGGCUCCACAACCCCAUGUACUUUUUCCUGUGCAACCUGGCCACCAUGGAUAUUAUCUGCACCUCCUCUGUGCUUCCCAAGGCACUGGUUGGUCUAUUGUUGGAGGAAAGCACCAUUUCCUUCAAGGGGCGCAUGGCCCAGCUCUUCUUCCUUGUGUGGUCCUUGUGUUCAGAGCUGCUGCUGCUGACAGUCAUGGCCUAUGACUGCUCUGUGGACAUCUGCUUUCUCCUCCACUACAGCUCUAGGAUGAGACCACAGCUAUGUGGGGCCCUGUCCAUGGAGGUAUGGUCCAUUUGUGCUCUGAAUGCAUCUGUCAACACUGGUCUGAUGACACAACUGUCAUUCUGUGGCCCCAAGGUUAUCACCCCCUUCUUCUGUGAGAUUCCUCCACUCCUGCUCUCCUGUAGCCCCACAUAUGUAAACAGCAUUAUUACUCUAAUGGCAGAUGUCUUUUACGGAGGCAUCAACUUCAUGCUAACCCUGUUAUCUUAUGGCUACAUCAUUGUCAGUAUCCUGCGCAUGGGUUCUGCUGAGGGCAAGAGGAAGGCCUUUUCUACCUGCUCAUCCCACGUCAUCGUGGUCUCUGUGUACUACUCAUCUGUGUUCUGUGCCUAUGUCAGUCCUGCUUCCAGCUACAGCCCAGAAAGAAGCAAAUCUACCACGCUGCUAUACUCACUUCUCAACACAACCCUGAAACCUCUCAUCUACACACUGAGGAAAAAGGAUGUCAAGCUAGCCCUGGGCAUGCUCUUACCCUCUUUCUCACACUAA